AUGAACCUCAACCUCUCGGCGUCACUCAAUGUGACCAAGCUGCUCUUCAAACCGGGCCUGUGUCUCCCGCAUCACACCGUGGCGACAUUCAAUGACCUCCCCAUCCCGCUGGACAAGGGGCUGCAGGCGGCUGGCCGACAGUCCGACAUCAAGGCCGUCGUUCUCGACAAGGACGACUGCUUCGUCUACCCGGACGCGCGAGACGUUUACGAGCCGUACAAGGAGCAUUUCGAGAGGCUCAAGCAGGCCUACCCCGGACGUCGACUGCUCGUCGUGUCCAACACGGCGGGCGCCAGCAGCUGGGACAAGGAGCUGCAGCAGGCGGCGGCGGUGGAGAAGAGCACGGGUGUCGCUGUUCUGGCGCACUCGGUCAAGAAGCCCGGGUGCGGGCCUGACAUCAUGGCCUACUUCGAGCGGCACCCCGAGACGGGCGUCACGGACCCCUCGCACGUGGCCGUCGUCGGCGACAGGCUGACGACGGAUAUGAUGCUGGCCAACGCCAUGGGGAGCUGGGGAUUCUGGAUCCGUGACGGCGUCGUGCCGCUGCGUCAAAAGAGCUUUGAUGACGUCCAGUUUUCGAGGAUGGAACGAAACCUCGCCGAUUUUCUGCUCUCCAAGCGCGUCGAAGCGCCCGUCCCUCGGCGCCUUGCGAGGCGUGGCUAG
Drechmeria coniospora is the source of this 663-nucleotide messenger RNA. RefSeq lists its product as uncharacterized. Bases 1 to 663 code for a protein of 220 amino acids. Gene Ontology annotation, cellular component: mitochondrion. NCBI's taxonomy places the organism in Eukaryota, Fungi, Ascomycota, Sordariomycetes, Hypocreales, Ophiocordycipitaceae. The transcript has 3 exons. Gene Ontology annotation, biological process: cardiolipin biosynthetic process. The record is from RefSeq and is a predicted model, not a curated record. Gene Ontology annotation, molecular function: phosphatidylglycerophosphatase activity.